GCUGAUAUCCCUGUCCCUCAUGUUUUGCUGACAUUUGGCUUUGACACAGCUGUGUCUCUGACUAGAAUUGAGAUGGACUUGUUCAACUGUCCUGACUGGAACAUUGGUACUCCAUCUAUCGUAGUGUAUCUCAAUCAAGAUUACAACUUAGCAGCUACCAUCAACAUAUUAUAUAGCCUUCCAUUUGCAUCUGCUGGUGGCAACUCCCUCCAGUCAUCUUGUGACUCUCUUUCAACUGUUACCAUUUCUGGAGGCUCAUUCACAAGUGGAUCCUAUCGCACAGUCUAUAUUAUAGUGGACCUAUCACACAACACAUCCAUACAGUGGGUUCAUGUGGGAGAGGUCAGGUUCCUGGACAGCUCUGGAAUACCUCUGCAUUUCUCAAGUUGUAGAAUGGAAACAACUGCUAGCCCCUCCUCUGUUCAAACCAGCGUGACAUCCACUGAAAUUGUGCCACCCUCAGUUCCUGGAGACAGAGAGAAUGACUGUACAUGCAGUGAGGAGUCCUGUGGCUCAGCUGUGAUUGCUGUGUCAGCAGUAUCUCUCCUGCUGAUCCUCACUCUGACCACAGUCAUCCUCACUCAAUGUCUACUCAUCUUCAGAAUGAGGAGGUCUAGGAACAAGACUGAGACCUAUUCAGAGGCCACUAACCCUACCACCAAGACAACUGAUGUUCCUGUCUCUCCUAAUGAGGCAUAUGCUCUGACCAAGAUAACUAGCCCAAGGGAAGAGGUCACUUAUGAGCUGGUGAAAUGACGAUCUUACACACAAAACUAGCCUUGUUUGUGGGUAAAUUUAGAGACAAUAGAAAUAAAUUUCUGUGUAUGGGCA
This is a messenger RNA of Geodia barretti, 831 nucleotides long. The record is from the annotation of a GenBank genome assembly. NCBI's taxonomy places the organism in Eukaryota, Metazoa, Porifera, Demospongiae, Tetractinellida, Geodiidae.